AGGGAAGAUGGCGGACGAGGAGGCCGAGCAGGAGCGGAGUCUCGCAAACGAUACCCGUGAAACGAUCGGGGAGCUCAGGCGACGAUUGGAAACGCUGCAAGAAGUCGUGGUUACAGAAAGCGUCAAGAUUCCCGCGCUAGCGUCCUCCGAGUACUGCCAGGAGUUCUGCAGGACUCUGCUGGAGUUUGCAGGGCGUUGGAGGAUAGAGGAAGAGCCCUUGCCACUGGUGCAAGUGUACGUCGUCGCCUUGCUAAGUUACGCUCAAGCUUCUCCGUACCUUUCCCUGGAGUGUGAAAACGUUCCUGUUGUGGUAGAAAGACUCUCACUGAGCUUUCUGGAGCUUCUACUUGCACUGAAAGAUGUUCCAGAUGGAUUAUGGACAGAACUGAAGUCUUCUGUGCAGUUUGCACACAGCAAGCUUCAGGAGCAUGGGAUCGGCCAGCUGUCGGUAUUAUCUGCCCUGGGACAGUACGAUGGCGUUUGGGACAACAAAGUGCUCCAAGGCCUUCUCUCCAACGAGACUCUCCAGACAGAACAAGUUGAGGAGUUUUUGGAGCAGGAGGGGCUGAUCCUGUUGCAGAUGAGAGUGAAGCAGCUUAUGAAAGAAAAGGAACUGGAGAAGGCUGCACUUCUGGCAAAGACGUGCUCCGAGUCUGCAGCCUUCCAGGGGAAGCAGAUGUUCAAGCAGAUGUACCUGGUCUGCCUCUGCAGUACUGCCGAGCAGGAUCCGCUCAUGGAGGAGCUGUCGAAGGUGGAUUGCCGUGAUGCUUUAGACAUGAUCUGCAAUUUGGAGUCAGACGGAGAGGACGGCGCAGCUUUCACCCUCUGCUCAGCCUUCCUCACACGCCAGCUUCUCCAAGGAGACACGUACUGUGCCUGGGAGCUUACACUAUUUUGGAGCAAGCUGUUGAAGCGAUUGGAGCCGUCAGACCAGGCCUUCCUGGAGAGAUGCCGCCAGAUGUCCCUGUUAUCCAAAUCUGUGUACCACGUCCUGUUCCUCAUCAAGGUCAUCCAAUCGGAGAUUGACCAUCCUGGAUUGGCAGCCUGCGUGGAAAUGUGCAUAAGAGCUCUACGGAUUAUAGUGGAUGAUGGAAAAACCAAAGCCACUGUUUGCAAAACUAUUUCCUGUUUGCUUUCAAGCGACCUGGAAGUGAAGCGAGCCUGUCAGCUAACGGAGUUCCUCCUGGAACCUACGGUGGAUGCAUACUAUGCUGUGGAGACACUUUUUAAUGAACCCGAUCAAAAACUAGAAGACGAGAGUAUGCCUGUUCCCAACUCGCUGCGGUGCGAGCUCUUGCUGGUUAUGAAGACUCAGUGGCCCUUUGACCCAGAGUUCUGGGACUGGAAAACACUAAAGCGCCAUUGCCUGGCGCUGAUGGGCGAGGAGGCUUCAAUCGUGUCAUCCAUCGACUCACUCAACGACACUGAGGACCCGGAGGAAGAGGAAGACUUAAUGAGCCUCAGUGAGUUUAAUAAUGUCCCUGACCACAUUGGCAGUGGUACUUACGAACUUCAAGAUAUCACUGACAAAAAACAAAAAAAUCGAGAAAUGAAGAAACUAAGAGAAAAGGGCUUUGUGUCUGCCCGCUUCAGAAACUGGCAGGCCUAUAUGCAAUACUGCGUGCUCUGCGACAAGGAGUUUCUCGGUCACAGGAUUGUACGUCACGCUCAGACCCAUUUAAUCGAUGGAAUAUAUACUUGUCCAAUAUGUGCUCAAACCUUCUCCUCAAAAGAGACAUUUAUUCCCCAUGUAACAUCACAUGUGAAGCAAUCAAGCAAAGAGAGGCUGACUGCUAUGAAAAGCAGCAAACAGCUGGCUAGUCCUAAAACGGCUGCCCCUGCCAUCGUAGCGCUGAAGACAAAAAUGCAAAAUGAAGUUCACAAAAAUGGCAGUUCUUUGAAAAAAAAUGAGGCGUUAAUUAAAAAUCUCGGGGCAAAAGUUUUUCGAUGUAACACCGAGAUUAGCGAGGAGAACAUGUGCCCAGUUGGAAAAUGUAGGAGGAACUUCAAAUUUUUCAAAAACCUUAUUGCACACGUUAAAGCUCAUGGGGACAACGAAGAGGCGCAAACUUUCCUUGAAAUGCAGAGAAAGAAGGUUGUUUGCCAGUACUGUCGCCGCCACUUUGUUAGUGUCACCCAUCUCAACGAUCACUUGCAGGUCCACUGUGGCGCAAAACCUUACAUAUGUAUACAGUUAAGCUGCAAAGCAAGUUUCCUGUCAAACACUGAACUCCUAAUGCAUCGAAAAACACACACCAUUUUCAAGGCCAGAUGCAUGUUUCCAAAUUGUGGAAAAAUUUUCAAUGCCGCUUUCAAGCUAUAUGAUCAUGAGGCCCAGCAUUACAAAACGUUCACGUGUAAAAUUGAGGACUGUGGAAAAGUGUUUCAUUCACAACAGCAGCUGCAUUUGCAUCAGGAGAAACACGUAACACAAGAGGAAAAAAGUCCGUCUUCUCAACCGGUUCCAGACGAUACGCAGCCUGGUCCCUGGCCCACUGAACAAUUGCCUUCCAAUCAUUCUCCCCUGAAGCAAGAACAUUCCCAAGAGGAUUUGAACACUGAGACUGCUGGUAAUGCUGAUCAUGGAAGGCUACCAGUUUCUGUCGAGUGCUUGGUGAAAUCUCCAAGGGAGCCCGUUGAAAACUUGGGGCAAAUGAGAGCUGACACUCAUAACAUGGCUCUCUCCACCAGUCAGACGUCCACUUUAAAAAAUUCUGUCAUUCAGUCUCCGCAUUCUCUCCUAUUUGAACCAAACGGACAUGAAGAUGGUCAUUCCGUUGACUAUGUGACGGCACCCCAAGGAAAGCACCCACUGCCCCAAUUUGAAGGUGGGACUCUUCUACAGAGCCAGACGCAAUUGUUUCCCAAUAAUGUAAAAACCGAAGCAAUUGAUUACAAGCUUGACUGUAAGUUGCCGUUACAGCAGCAGCAAGCGUGUAGCAAUAACUCGUUAGCAGCAUCACGGUCUCAGAUGUCUUUAGAGACAGCAAUGUCACAACCCCUCCCAUCAACGGUAAACCCUCAACAUUUACUUGGAAAAAAGUCAGGGAACUCUGCAGCGGCGUCGAAUAGCACAUGUCCUCCAGGACUUGCAGAGCGGUUUCACUGUGCGUUUGCAACGUGUACUAGGCACUAUAGUUCCCACAGAAGUGUUGCCAAACACAUGAAAGCGGUUCACCCAGAUUUCUAUGAACAAUGGAAAGUUGCUCGAACUAAAAUCAAGAUUACUUAUUUGCCAGCGCGGGGCACAUCAUCUGUUUCGCAUUUGAGUUCAGUCUCUUCUUUAAAGAGUAAGGAGGCGCACAUACCGGCUCAUGUAGUGCAGAGGCAGAAUGUGAUCCAGUCACCGCCUUACACCAACAAAGGCUCCAGCUCCAGCUAUAAUUCCCCUAAUAUGUUUCCCCCGUUUCCCCACGGCCAAAAUGGUUCAGUGCUCAUGUCGAAUGUUCUGAAUCCUAUUGUUCUCUCUCAGUUGGGAACUAAUACCAGUUCAGUGACAACACAGUCCCAGGUUUCAGGCAGUCACAGUUGGCACUCUGCUGUUGAAAGCGAACAAAUUCAUAACGGCGGCUCUCCCGAAGUCUUUCCAUCAAAUCUGCAAGGAAUGCCGCAGGUUGAUUCGGCCAGUGCCGGUCCACCGCUCGGUGUCCCCCCCUUCUCUAUGAUGGGAUCGGUGAUGAACCGACACGAUUCCCUACAGUCACAGCUCCUACACGGUAGGCCUCAGUCUGAUAUGCCCUCAUUUUUAAAUUGUGUAAAGCAAGAGCCACAACAAACCCCUCUGCCGUGCACAUCACAGAUGCAAAGCAGCUUUGACUCCAAGAUGCCAGAACAGAUGAAGCUGGGAGAAAAUCAUGAGCAAUCCAACUUCUCUUCUCUGAAUAAUGCAAACAAAAACAAACAUCUGCAAAAUAACCAAGUCAUGUCUAUAAACAAUCCUGAAAAUCAGGCUCAAAGCAGAAAACACAAGAGGACCAAAUGGCCAGCGAUCAUUAAGGACGGAAAGUUUGUUUGUCGAAGGUGUUUCCGACAAUUUAAUAGUCCCAAAUCCCUCGGCGGCCAUUUGUCCAAACGCACUGUUUGCAAACCAUACCAAGACUCAGAACUGAACGCAGAGCUGCCAAGUUCCUUUCUUGAUCUUCUCAACUCGGAGCAAACAGUCGUGACUCCCCAGUCGUCCUACAAUGGUGCCGGCUUGUACCAGAAGGCUCACGAGACAGUUGCACGUGAUUCACCAGACACGGAUCAUUACGCCGCUCCUAAUUAUCCCCAGCAUAACUUGACAGCAUAUGGGAAUGGGGAGUCGAACAAUGAUAUUCUCAAGCAAAUCAUGACUGAAUCCAAUAUGUCCGAUCUCUUUGUGCACGGAUCCGUCCCCCAGCCUUUCCACAACCCAUGUGCUCCUUAUGGGGCCAGUGAGCAUUUAUUGGGCAGCUCAGUUAUACAGCACACUGAAAAUGUCCAGGUGAAGCAAGAGCGUAACCCGUACAAUACAGCCCAAUAUCCUCAGCAGAGCAUUGAUACGUUUCCUGGGAGUGACUUGCCCGACCCAUUUUCACAGAUCCUCUCAGAAAACGCAUCCACCUCUGUUCUUAGCGGCGCUUCUACAAACAUGACUCUGGGAGAAAUGAAUGCUGACAGGUAUAACUCUGCGACUAAUCAUCCACCACCAAAUGUAGAAUCAAACUUGAUCAUGCAAGGACUGUUACCUGAAGGUCAGCUCAGUAAAGCGAUGAAAAGUGAGAAGCAGACAGAAAAGCUAAGGGGGGGCGAUAGAGAUGUUAAAAAGCGGUUGCGCGAGCAGAUUCUGGCUGGAGAUUUUCAGCGUAGAACUAGCAUAUCCCAUUCUGGCAGUACUGACCCUCAAGCUAGUCCUGUCUCUUUGAGCCCAGUGGCCAGUUCUGAUCAUUCUGGAUAUCGUAGAUUUUCUCAGGACGCAAGUAAUCAUUCAGUUAGUCACAGUCAAAUCAUGGAAGAAAGUUCUGUAGUUAUGCCAGUAACCAUUGGAGAAAUUGAACACCUAUUGAACACCCAAAGCUUCACUGGUUUCAGAGACAUUGUCACAAUGCACCGGGAGGUUCCAAGCCCGGUGGAAAUUUUAGCAAGUGAUCCAUACCCUGAACCCUCUGAGUUAUCAGACAGCCAACAACGGUGUGUGGCAGAAAUUCAGUGUGCGUUUGAAAGGCUGGACUUGGUCAGAGACGCUCCUCAUCAGGUGUCGACUCUAAUCCCACAGCAGAAUAUUACACAAACCCACCGCAAGAUCCAGCCGGUAAAGGCAAGAUCCCAUAAAUCAGUUCCAUCCCCCGUUGUCAAACCUUUUGCUUGUGAAAAGUGCACAUUUAAUUCCAACUCCAGUGAAGCACUAUGGAGACACCUCUCCAAAACACACAGCUACACGCUUGAGAUGGUUAAUGUUGUCAAAAAGCGCUAUGGCCAGUAUGCACCUUUCAAGUGCUUGAAAUGCAGCAAGACAUUCACUCGUAACUCCAACCUUCGCGCUCACUACCGGUCAGCUCACAAAUUAUCAGUGAAAGAAAUUUCAGAUCUAGAUCUGAAGCGAAGGGAAGCUAAAGCUGCUGAAUCUGCUAUUCAGAACCAGCGGGCUGAGGCGGUCCGGGCUUCACUAACUCAAACAGCAACAAGUACUCGUGCCCCUGCGGGUAGCGGGUCGCAUGUCCAUCCACUCCGAGACACAAUAAAAGAAGAGCCAUUUAUCCACUUUACUAAUUUAACGAAUCAUAAAUCUCAAGAUGGCAGUCACUCCUCAGGCCUCCCCUUGCAGGCUGUUCCCUUGAAGAACGAAGAAAUGACUCCUCCUCCUCCACAGGGUCAGGCAUCCACGGCAAGCUCCCAGAAAGUACAAACGGGGAUGUCCAAAGACUGUUGCUCACAGGAGCAGCAAAGAAACCUGCCUCCGGCGCACAAGCGCCAUGCAGUGAGUCAGCAUUUUCCCAAAGCGUCUCCACCUCUCACCCAAGACGUGCCUGCCACAGCUCAUAAUAAUGUCCCUCGGACUCCCGAAAAAGGGUCUUUAACGAACCAGGCAGUCGUUACACCAAAUAAUCACAUCACCAAGCGUAGAGGGAGGAAACCAAAAUCUGUCAACACAAGCCCGUACAGACCGUACUGCUGUGUUCAUCAAGGAUGUACCGCGGCCUUCACCAUCCAGCACAACCUGAUCCUCCACUACAGAGCCGUCCACCAGAGCGCUCUGUCUGCCCUGGAGGUGAACAAAGAGCCGGAGCAGAGAGAAGGAGCGGAUGAAAUGAUGGACCGUGACGAGGACGAGCCAGAGGCGGAGUUCCCUCAAAUUCCUGAAUUGAGAUGCCAAGUCAAAGACUGUUGUUAUGUCUUUCAACAAGUCCCCAACUUAUUUCAGCAUUAUCUUCAGCUACAUAAAUUCAAGCCCGAUAAGGUCGGCAGUCUCUUGUCCGGUAUCAAACUGGGCAAGUUUUCUUGCGGCCACCAAGGAUGCACAGAAUCCUUCACUGCUUUCAGGGUCUACUUCGGGCACGUCCAAGAAAAACACGAAGACCUGAACAUCACCAAACCCGAACAGUUGGUUUCGUACAGGUGUGAAUUUGAAGGCUGUGACCGUUCGUACGCCACCAAGUCGAACAUGCUCAGACAUGUCAUGAAAAAGCAUCACGACCUGUACCAGACUACGUACCAGACUAAAGUAAAAAGCCCGCGAGCGAAAGAAGAGAGGCCGAAAAAAUGCUCCAAAACUCUGCAUUACCAAAUUAGUAAGACAAGUAAUGGAAAAGAAAACAUUGAGAGCAACAAAAAGAUCCCAAGGACUUAUCGGACGAAAAGGGUGGGCAGGUCAAAGAGCAGUCAUUGGAUUAACUAUGGGAAACCCUCCUUGAAACCCAAACUGGAGGCAGCUGCCAUGUGCCAUAAACACUUUUCUCCCCUGCAAUAUCCUUGUAUGAUCAAGGGUUGUGACGUCGUCAUGAAAUCUGAGAGGAGCAUACUUAGACAUUACAUGGGACACGGACUGUCAGAAAAAUAUCUAGAACUUCACAGGAGUCACUUCAUAUUCUGUAAAAAGUUCCCAAAGCAGCGGUAUCGUUCCAUCAGGAGCGACGACUCCAAGUCAGACAACACCUCUGACAUUUCGGACAAUGAGGUGACACCGGACGCCAUUGUGGAAGGAGAUUAUGACCACUCAAAGCCCGUCCUGCGCAGAAGAACCACUUCAGGGAUACCCGUCACACUGUUCGAGAGCAAGAUAGCAAACGGGGAAAGUUCGAAUUGUUCUGUGAUCCUUAAACGCAAACGAGGACGUCCAAGAAAACUCAUCGACACAAUAGUCAAACGCAAGAAAAUUCCCCACGUAGCCAAGAACGAAGUGACUUGCAGCAGGAAGGAGGAGCCAGAGCAGUCCAGCCCGGCGCUGAAGCAGGAGCGGGCCGAGCAGAGCGCCCCGCUCGCCUCGUUCAAACCCAUGGGCUUCGAAAUGUCCUUCUUGAAAUUCUUGGAACAGUCAAACGCAUCGGAGCGGAUGGUUACGGGGAGCGUCCAGUCCAGGCCCAACACCAAAGACACCUGUGUCCGAUUCAGCAACCGUCAGAACUUGAAAUCUCUGGGAAAGGUUAGGAUAAACCUGGACGGAGCCUUUUCCGGCGUCACUCACCCCAUGUUGGAGCAGCUGCAGGACAUGUGGCCCGCCGUGGUUUUAGAGAAAUAUGACUAACUUUUUUUUUUUUUUUUUUUGGGAGCAGAAUCUCAGGACUUGAAUGAGAAGAUUCUGCUGCUGACUGUUGUCCUACGUAUAAAAAUGUUUAUUAUACCUCUACUUAUUUGAAAAAAUAAGUUUCGAUUGAACAGUACUAUCUGUACAGUUUUUUCUCCUUUUUAUAUAUUAAAAUGUAAAGCAUGAUUUGAAUCGACUACUAACUGAAGAAAAUCUAAUGCAAAGUGAAGCUAACAUCAGCUUUUGAGGUCUUAAUUAUCCCUGUGGGACAGACGGAUGGACUGAAAUGGGCCGUAUUGCUGUCUGUAGUUUGUGAAGAUGUUGAUUAUUGUAAUUUGUGUGUGUAUAUAGUUGGAAGUCACCCACUGCCACCAGCAGUCUUAAAUAUGUUUUCUUUUUGGUUUUGUUUUCUGUUAUUAUUAUUAUUAUUAUUAAUAAUAUUAUUUUUAAAUUACAUUUCCAUUCAAGAAUGGUCUCAAGUUUGGAGCUGUUGCAUGUGAAACUAGAAGUUGAUUUUGUUAAAGUUUGAAUUGUUGAAAGCAGAUGAGUUCAUAUUAAAGGCUCAUCAGUGUUUUGUAAUUCUGACUGCGCUCUCCUGCGUGUUGUAAUUAUUUGAUUUAAAAUCCCUCCAGCACUUAAAUAUUAUUGCUUUGAUAAAGUAGUGGAAUAUUUUGAAAAUGCAUAUAAUAAUUAGUUGCAUCUUAUUAA
Messenger RNA from Cololabis saira (Pacific saury), 8410 nucleotides. It is a transcript of the gene znf292b, whose product is annotated as zinc finger protein 292b. The coding region runs from base 8 to 7702 and encodes 2564 amino acids. Gene Ontology annotation, cellular component: nucleus. The record is from RefSeq and is a predicted model, not a curated record. Gene Ontology annotation, molecular function: DNA-binding transcription factor activity, RNA polymerase II-specific; DNA binding. Gene Ontology annotation, biological process: regulation of transcription by RNA polymerase II. Lineage: Eukaryota; Metazoa; Chordata; Actinopteri; Beloniformes; Belonidae. The transcript is spliced from 8 exons.